UAGUGGGUAUCCUCCUGAGUCCAUUGACUUGGAGAGCCACCUCUGGUCUUGGAUAUUACUCAACUCAAGGUAGCCUGGUGCUCUUGGGAGUGAUGGCUCAAAGCCUGUGCUGUCCUGGAAGGUUGUCAAGUUUAUGGACAGGGAAGCCCGGGCAUCUUUCUAGAGGCCGUCACAAAUGCGGAGGGCUGUACGCUCCAGGCCUCGAUGAAGAGCCCAAACAUGGAGACGUUCAAGCAGCAGAAGGUGGAGGACUUUUAUGACAUCGGGGAGGAGCUGGGGAGCGGCCAGUUCGCCAUCGUGAAGAAGUGCCGGAAGAAGAGCACGGGGCUGGAGUACGCGGCCAAGUUCAUCAAGAAGCGACAGAGCCGGGCCAGCCGGCGGAGCGUGUGCCUGGAGGAGAUCCAGCGGGAGGUGAGCAUCCUGCGGCGGGUGCUGCACCCCAACGUCAUCACGCUGCACGACGUCUUCGAGAACCGCACCGACGUGGUGCUCAUCCUCGAGCUUGUCUUGCAGAGUGUCCGGAGGAGAGCUCUUCAACUUCCUGGCCCAGAAGGAAUCCCUGAGUGAGGAGGAGGCCACCGGCUUCAUUAAGCAGAUCCUGGAAGGGGUGAACUACCUUCAUGCCAAGAAAAUCGCUCACUUUGAUCUCAAGUUGGAAAUCUACAUUUCUGAAGGAACCCACUCAACAGAGGAAGAUAUCAACAAGCAGAUAAAUGACAAAGAGCGAGUGGCGGCUGCCAUGGAGAACCCCAGCUUACGGGAAAUCGUGGAACAGUGUGUCCUGGAACCUGACUGAUAGCUGUUUUAGAGCCACUGAAGUAUAAUCAUUUGAUAUAUUUGUUUAAAGUCUUUGUAAAAUGUAAAAGAUUCAUGUUUAAUACAUAGGUGAUUUGUACCUCAGAGCAUUUUUUUAAAUGAUGAUUUCCAAGCAAGAUUUAAUUAUAAGGUAGUACCUAGUUUGUUCAAUGUCUUAACAUUCUCAGGAUUUGUAACCCUUAAAUAAUCAGACAAAGAUAUUUUCUAGUUAUUGUGUGUAAGAUGAGUUGCUAUUUUUCUGAUGCCCAUUCUGAUGCUUUUCAUGUGAAAAUAUUACUGUGCCCAAGUGUAUUCAAUUUAAACCAUUACUCUGUAAAAUAAAUAAAACAGAGAUGAUUCUUGUACACACA
This is a messenger RNA of Dama dama (fallow deer), 1166 nucleotides long. RefSeq names its product death-associated protein kinase 2-like. NCBI's taxonomy places the organism in Eukaryota, Metazoa, Chordata, Mammalia, Artiodactyla, Cervidae. Bases 205 to 567 code for a protein of 120 amino acids. Gene Ontology annotation, molecular function: ATP binding; protein serine/threonine kinase activity. Gene Ontology annotation, biological process: positive regulation of apoptotic process; intracellular signal transduction; protein phosphorylation. The record is from RefSeq and is a predicted model, not a curated record. The transcript has 6 exons. Gene Ontology annotation, cellular component: cytoplasm; nucleus.